CAACCGCCCUCGCAGUCAAUCGCUGAAGAUGCUCGCGAUGCCGUGCUUAUAGGGGGUCUGCUUUACGAUGGACUAAACAAGGCGAGUCACGACAAUCAAACGGUGACACGACAGCUUGGCUGAGCCGAGCUGAGUUUGUGCUGGCGUAAUGCGAACUUUUCAUAGGCAAAUCGUAAUAAGCCUCACAACAUAUAAAAGCAGACAGCCUUGGUGGAGGUCUGAUGUUGGUUUGCUGUGACCAUUCAUUAACACGGACAAGAAUCAAUACAAUCCCAACCACGAACUUAGUCGAAAAUCGACUACGGACAUCGAUUUCAUAAUUAUAAUCACAACAACCAGUCUGGGAUUCUUUUACAUCACUACAGAUCUCACAAUGACGUCUGCCAUGGACAUCCCCGUUCUUAUUGUUGGCGGAGGACCCACUGGUCAAGCGCUCGCUUUAGAGCUCUCAGCCCAGAAGAUAUCCUACAGGAUCAUCAUGAAGGAUGCGCAACGCUCUCCAUACAGCCGAGCUCUCGUGGUCCAGCCCCGGACACAAGAGCUGCUUAAUCGACAUGGCGACGUGCGCGAGCUCCUCUCCACUGGGUUUCAGGCGCGCGGAACCACCAUGGCGGUGAAUGGAAAGCGGAUUGCCGACAUGGACGCAGACUUCAAUGGCAUCACAACCACCCGGUUUCCUGGGCCCAUGGCUAUCUCGCAAGCGCAGACGGAGAAAUAUAUGGACGACCAGCUUAAAAAGUAUGGCAAGGCUGUCGAGAUGGGUAUCGAGGCUACGAGCAUCACGCCCGACGCGGAUGGCGCAACAGUGAUCCUUGUCUCCCAGGAUGGAAAUGAGGAGGUCAUUCGUGCAAGGUACGUGGUCGGCGCUGAUGGAGCCCAUAGCGCCGUCCGACAUGCCGCCAAGACCUUGACCUUUGAGGGAGACGCAUAUCCGCAGGAGUUUAUUUUGGCGGACGUGAAGAUCAAAUCAGACCAGCCGGCCGACCGAGCUUAUUUCUGCCUAUCGACAGGUGUAUGUGUCGUUCUACCGCAGCAAGACGGACUAGCACGUCUGAUCGUGUCGCGCCCCGACCAACCACGUGAACAAGACCUGACCCUUGAGGACUUCCAACAAUUCUUGGAUAAAGUGUAUCCAGGACAUGCUGAGAUCUACGAUCCGGUCUGGAUCACAUCGUUCCAUCUGCAUCACCGCAUAGUUAGCAACUACCGCGAGGGCCGCCUCCUACUUGCCGGCGACGCCGCCCAUAUCCACUCCCCUGCCGGUGGUCAGGGGAUGAACACCGGAAUCCAGGACGCCGUGAACCUGGGCUGGAAGCUGGCGGCGGUCCUGCGCGGCGAGAAGCCGGACUCAUUCCUCGACACCUAUGACGCCGAGCGCAGACGCGUGGGUCAGUACCUGCUGCAGAACAGCGACAGGCUUUUCAGCUUCAUGACGUCCACAAACACGUGGUUCCUAUGGCUUCGCAACCUCAUCCUGCCCUGGGUCUUGCCAUGGGCAGUCAGCAGUCCCCAGCGGGUCCUGAAGAACUUGACCUUCAUGACCCAGUUUCGCAUCCGCUACCGGAACAGCCCCAUCGUCGGUACAGCGCCGGGCUUUGACGGGCCCGUCAAGGGUGGCUACCGUGCUGUCGAAGGCAGGCUCAGAGGCCCCGAGGGCCAGGAGAAGUACCUGCAGGACCUGCUGACACCUGAGAGUCAUCACCUGGUGCUCUUCUCCGGCACGGGCCCUGGUGCUGCCAGCGAGGGCGAUCUGCACCGCGCGGAAGGCGCCUUUCUGGAGUCAACCCACACGCGAACCAAGGUGCACACCAUUGUUGGCGACGGGCAGCAUGGCGGGCAAUUGGGGUGGCGGGAUGUUGAUGGCGCUACUCAUAGAGAUUAUGGGUUCCAGAGACCGGGUUACGCCCUGGUGAGGCCAGACAGCUACGUAGCUCAUAUUGGACCGCUGUCGUCGUUGAACGAGCUCAUUGCUUGGUUAGGAUGAUUUUCUGGCCUGGACGGGGGGAGUCUAAGGUUUGGAGUUUGGCGUCAUAAUCUCUCAUCUCAAAAUAUGUAACAUGUAUAUGGCGAUGUUUUAUGAAUGCAUCAAUCCGUUCUGAAUAUAUUGGAAAAGUUUUAUGUCCUUUGGUACCCUGACAGUCCUUCUGCAAUGCACUGCUCUGUCUUGGCUGCUUCUCGCUUAGGCAGGCCACAUCCUAAGACACAACGUCGGACCACGGUUGGCCGCAAGUGACCAAAUUCGAACAAUACCAGACAACGGCAUUUGACCUCGACACAAACGUUGAAUCACGGUUGGCUUCCUUGGAAAGAAAUUACCUAAUUUUUGUUCUUCGUGGAUAAAUAACAUCAUGGCCAGGAUUUAGUGUCGGGCUUCCAGUUCCGUAAACCCCAAACCGGCAG
Messenger RNA from Truncatella angustata, 2400 nucleotides. RefSeq names its product FAD binding domain-containing protein. The coding region runs from base 374 to 1984 and encodes 536 amino acids. NCBI's taxonomy places the organism in Eukaryota, Fungi, Ascomycota, Sordariomycetes, Amphisphaeriales, Sporocadaceae. Gene Ontology annotation, molecular function: FAD binding. The transcript has a single exon. The record is from RefSeq and is a predicted model, not a curated record.